Molecule: messenger RNA, 357 nt
Organism: Acanthisitta chloris (rifleman)
Lineage: Eukaryota; Metazoa; Chordata; Aves; Passeriformes; Acanthisittidae
Gene: MEA1
Product: male-enhanced antigen 1
Exons: 3
Biological process (GO): spermatogenesis
Source: RefSeq, a predicted model, not a curated record
AUGCUGAGGCUGCACCUGCCCGACCCGCCGGUGGACAGCGAGGAGGACGAGGAGGACGAUGAGGCGGCGACAGGCGCCGCAGCUCAGAGCAGCCGCAGCUCCAUCCCCAUGGAUGCAGAGCAUGUGGAGCUGGUGAAGAGGACGAUGGCCAGCGUGAAGCUGCCCACACUGGGCAUCCCCGCCUGGGCUAGCCAGAUCUCGGAGGACCAGUGGAAGGACGUGGUGCAGCGUACGCUGCAGGCUCGUGAAGCAAGUCCUGCCUGGACCGAUACAAUCCGAGGUCAGGCAGACUUCCUUCACUGCAUGCACAGCCAAGGUGGAAAAGCAGGAGGAUGGAGGAAAAGCAGGAGGACAUGA